Chironomus riparius is the source of this 1113-nucleotide messenger RNA. The record is from the annotation of a GenBank genome assembly. NCBI's taxonomy places the organism in Eukaryota, Metazoa, Arthropoda, Insecta, Diptera, Chironomidae.
AUGGAUAUUGAUAUUCGAAAUUUUUUAAAAGUUCACAAUCCUCGGGAGGAUUUUCCGAACAUUUCAGGUUCAAUUGAAAUUCAAAGGAAUGUAAAGUUUGGCAGAAUGAUUGUUGCAACUGAAGAUUUACUUCCUGGGACAGUCAUAUGUAUUGAGGAGCCAUUCUUCAUGUCAUUGGAUAAAAAAGAAGUCCAAACAAGAUGUGGAUUGUGCCUAAAAAAGCUGAUAUCUUCAGUCACGUGUCCAUCCUGUAAGUCACUUAAGUUCUGUUCAGAGAAAUGCCAAAUUAAUUGUUAUAAGUACUUCCAUAAAUUCGAGUGCGCAAAUUUCCAUGAACUUGAUUCCGAUGACAAUUUUCUAUUGAUGAUGAAUCGAAUGCUAUAUAAAUCAAUAAGCACAAGUGGAAGUUUAGAAGAGUUGAAUACGAUAAUCGAGACAAUUGACAAGUCAUUGACAUUAUUUGAUUCCACUGAAUUAAAAAUUGACAAAAAGUUACUGUCAUGCUGCUUCAAUUUAGAAUGUGGAAAUGUUAAAGAUGACUUUACGUUUAUUGACUCUUGUGUCAAAAGUCCAUUUCUUAGAAAUUUAAUAACUUCCAAAUAUGAACAGGACAUUCUUAAGAAAAUUAUUCUGAAGAUUCUUGGGAUACUUAAUCGCAAUUCCUUUACAAUAAGCUUCAAAACUGAUUCAGCUGGUGCACUCUACCCAUUUGCAUCACUAAUCAACCAUUCCUGCUCACCCAACUUAGAUAAGAUUAAUUUAGGAAAUAAGGCAUUAUUCAUAUCCAAUAAACCAAUAAACAAGCAUGAACAAUUAUUCUUGAGCUAUCGAAGACCAUUCUAUUUUGAUUCAGUACAAAAACGACAAAAAUCAAUAUACCGACAGUUUAAUUUUACGUGCGAAUGUGAAGCAUGUAGGAAUGACGAAUUAUUUACACAAUAUUAUGAAAGUUCCAGUGACCUCAAAAAUAUUUCAAAAAUCAAUUCUUUCAAGCUUUACAGAGCAAGUUGUAUCUAUAUUCAAAAUAAUAUAAAAGAUUAUCCUAAUCUGGAACUUAUCCAAGCAAUUUACAGCAAUAAAAAAUUCCUUCAGAAUGUACUGGAUGAAUACUAA